Messenger RNA from Colletotrichum fioriniae, 447 nucleotides. Lineage: Eukaryota; Fungi; Ascomycota; Sordariomycetes; Glomerellales; Glomerellaceae. The record is from RefSeq and is a predicted model, not a curated record.
AUGGCCGAGUACAACCGACAACUCGAUUACUAUACUCAGCAAGAAGCCCUGGAAGACGAUUCCAGGGACGAUCUAGCACAACAAGACGGCCUCGUAAAGCAGCCUUCUCUCCCUACGAGGCCUAAGCCAGUUACGGCCAACCAAGCGCGUCUUCUUAAGGAAUAUACCUCUUUCGUCCAGCAAACGGCAUCCAAGACGAUCUCUCGGUCACGAAAAGAGAAAUCGUACGAGUCAAUAGACCGCUGGAUUACCAACUCCGUCGUCCAGGACAUCCUGGAGAACGCGAAAGAAGAACUUAUCGAUUCGCCCGACUACUCACUUCGUACGAUAAUCAGAGUUCUCAAGCAAAAAUACGCCCCGAGCGACUCAAGUUCGCUUACAAUCGCCCGAGAGGAAUUCAAUGCGGUCAUGAGCAGAGCAAACUCCAACGUUAAUCCCACCACUUAG